Molecule: messenger RNA, 1941 nt
Organism: Cygnus atratus (black swan)
Lineage: Eukaryota; Metazoa; Chordata; Aves; Anseriformes; Anatidae
Product: protein AHNAK2-like
Biological process (GO): regulation of RNA splicing
Cellular component (GO): nucleus; cytoplasm; costamere
Source: RefSeq, a predicted model, not a curated record
ACAGGGAAGUUUAAGAUGCCCAAGUUCGACAAGCCCAAAUUCGGAGUGUCGGCGCCCAAGGCGGAAGGGCCCGAAGGCGAGGUCAGCCUGCCCACCGCUGAGGUCGACCUGCCCUCUGGCACCGUGACGGUGGCAGGGGAAGGCCCUGCACUGGGCCUCAAAGCUGACGUUGCCGGUGCCAAGACCGAAGGGGCUGGCUGGAAGCUGGAAAAGCCCUCCCUCAAAAUGCCCAAAGCUGACAUCAAAGCUCCCAAGGUGGACAUCAGCCUGCCCUCCGUCGACGUCACCCUUCCGAAGGCCAGCGUCGAGCUGCAGGCGCCCGAGGCGGCGCUCGCCCUCGAAGGGGAAGCAAAAGCCCCAGAGAAGGAGGCCACGAAGGCCAAGGACGGCAAGUUCAAAAUGCCCAAGUUCGGCAUGCCUUCCUUUGGCUGGUCCAGCAGCAGAGAGGCCAAGGGCACCGUGGCCGCCGAUGUGGACGUGAGCCUCAAGGAGCCCCAAGUGACGGCGCCCUCGGGAACCGCCGACGUUGAGGUGACCCUGCCCAGGGCCGAGAUCCAAGCUCCUGGCGUCGAGGUGACCAUUGAGACAGCCGCUGGCGGAGACGGGGAGAAAGGACGGUUCAAAAUGCCCGACGUCAAGAUGCCCAGCGUCAAGCUGCCCAAAGUCAAAGCGCCCCACGUGCAGGUCAGCCUGCCAAAGGGCGAGAUCUCCGUGCCCAAAGCCCAGGCCGAAAUCCCGGAGGGCGAGCUCACCCUGCACGGCCCCGACGCCGAAGGCAGCCUGGACGUGCCUGCCAGCAAAGUGGAGGGCAGCGGCAUGAAAAUACACAUGCCAAAAGUCAAGGUGCCCAGCGUGGCCUUCUCCAAGCCGACCGUCAAGGCUCCCAAAGUCGAGGCGGACGUCAGCCUGCCCAAAGUCGAGGCCAGCCUGCCAGAGGCAGAGGUCAAGGCUGGCGCCGUCGACAUCAGCAUCUCGGCGCCCGACAUCCAGCUGCCCUCCGUGGAAGGCUCCCUUGACCUCCAGGCACCCGAGGUAGACGUGAAAGUGCCCUCCGCCGAAGGCUCGCUCGACGGAGCCGAGCUGGAAGCCACGGGCCUCAAAGGGAAGUUUAAGAUGCCCAAGUUCGACAAGCCCAAAUUCGGAGUGUCGGCGCCCAAGGCGGAAGGGCCCGAAGGCGAGGUCAGCCUGCCCACCGCUGAGGUCGACCUGCCCUCUGGCACCGUGACGGUGGCAGGGGAAGGCCCUGCACUGGGCCUCAAAGCUGACGUUGCCGGUGCCAAGACCGAAGGGGCUGGCUGGAAGCUGGAAAAGCCCUCCCUCAAAAUGCCCAAAGCUGACAUCAAAGCUCCCAAGGUGGACAUCAGCCUGCCCUCCGUCGACGUCACCCUUCCGAAGGCCAGCGUCGAGCUGCAGGCGCCCGAGGCGGCGCUCGCCCUCGAAGGGGAAGCAAAAGCCCCAGAGAAGGAGGCCACGAAGGCCAAGGACGGCAAGUUCAAAAUGCCCAAGUUCGGCAUGCCUUCCUUUGGCUGGUCCAGCAGCAGAGAGGCCAAGGGCACCGUGGCCGCCGAUGUGGACGUGAGCCUCAAGGAGCCCCAAGUGACGGCGCCCUCGGGAACCGCCGACGUUGAGGUGACCCUGCCCAGGGCCGAGAUCCAAGCUCCUGGCGUCGAGGUGACCAUUGAGACAGCCGCUGGCGGAGACGGGGAGAAAGGACGGUUCAAAAUGCCCGACGUCAAGAUGCCCAGCGUCAAGCUGCCCAAAGUCAAAGCGCCCCACGUGCAGGUCAGCCUGCCAAAGGGCGAGAUCUCCGUGCCCAAAGCCCAGGCCGAAAUCCCGGAGGGCGAGCUCACCCUGCACGGCCCCGACGCCGAAGGCAGCCUGGACGUGCCUGCCAGCAAAGUGGAGGGCAGCGGCAUGAAAAUACACAUGCCAAAAGUCAAG